GGGGAAAUAAAAAAAAAAAAAAAAAAAAAAAACCAAUCUUGAACCCACCCAGACUAUUGAGUUACUAACACCGGCCGACCUAUGAAAAGAGUGCGUAGGAUCGAAGGUGGGCUGAAGUGGAUCUGUGGCGGCUGGUUGAUACUCUAUAGGCCGUGAUGAAUCGAGCCACCCACACACUUUACCUUGCAGACUAAGAUUAAAAUCAGUAAAAUCAAAUUCGGUGGGCUGGUCAAUGACUUCACUUCGCAUGGGAGUUGGUCCGUGAUACUUGCCCUAGCCACGUUGGCUGGAGACCUUGGAAAGCCAACCGCGCAAGUGGCCAGUGACGAUCGCAUUAGAGAAAGGAAGAGAAAAAAAGUAAAAUUUCGGAAAAGAAGCUGAAAAGCAAAAAAAUAAAAAAAAUUUCUCUUGUUGAUCGGGUCCCCGAAAAGCUUGGAGGUAGAAUUGAGAUUUGCGCGUCGCUUCCUGCCUUUUUAAAUCAGCUUCUUCCCCUCCGAUCUCUUGCCAUUCUUUUUUCCCCUGCCACAUCUUGAAGUGAACAUCAUCCAGUUUCCUCCCCUCGAUCACUCGGCUCACGCCUCAUUUCAUCUGAUCGCCUCUCUCCUGCCUUCUAUUUGGUCCACAUCCAACCUCACAGAUUCCUCAUCAUGAAGACCACUGCUCUCUCUCUGGCUCUCCUGGCUGCCACCACCAGCAUGGUGAGCGCCGAUGUCUCUGUUGGUGAAUGCGCUCAAAUGUGCAUCAGCAACAUGAACGCCAAGGCUUCCGAGCUCGGUUGCUCCAGCGGUGACUUGGAUUGCCUGUGCAAGAGCGGCAACUACUCCUAUGGUGUGCGCGACUGCACUACUGAGGCUUGCCCUGACGAGAGUGCUGCUGCCGUCGUGGCUGCCGCUCUUGCUGCCUGCCCUAACGGCUCUUCGGACAGCAGCGCUACUGGUACCAACGGUGGUGGUGCCUCCAAGACUGGUGAUUCCGCCUCUGCCACCGGCACUGAUGCCUCCAAGACCGGCGACUCCACUGCCACUGCCACUGGCUCUGACGCUUCCAAGACUGGUGACUCGACUGCCACUGGUACCGACGCCUCCAAGACUGGCGAGUCUACCACCGGCUCGACUACCUUGAGCACUUCUGCUAGCAGCACCACCGACGGCGCCAGCUCCUCCGAGACCGGCUCUAAUGGCUCCAGCUCCACUGAAGGCUCCAACGGCGGUUCCAACGGUGGCAGCAGCGCAACUGAAACUGCUCCCUCCAGCACCUCUACCGACUCUGCUGCUUCCAAGACUGUCUUGGGUAGCGGUGCCCUGGGUGUUCUUGCCCUCGCCGCUUUCUUCGUUCUCUAAACACUUUAUUAAUGACCGACUGCACCCUUGGAUGAGCGAUGGCGUUUAUGAUUCCCCGCCUUUCGCCUGAUUUAUUUUGCAUCCUGUACUGUACAUGUUUUUGUAACGGAUUCUUCGUUUACGACGGUAGAUAAUUAGUGACUACCCAGCUAUAGCUGUGUCAUGACGUACUAAUUUGAAUUGAUCCAAUAAUUACAUUUAAACCA
This is a messenger RNA of Aspergillus pseudotamarii, 1546 nucleotides long. RefSeq names its product CFEM domain-containing protein. The transcript is spliced from 3 exons. Bases 648 to 1340 code for a protein of 230 amino acids. The record is from RefSeq and is a predicted model, not a curated record. NCBI's taxonomy places the organism in Eukaryota, Fungi, Ascomycota, Eurotiomycetes, Eurotiales, Aspergillaceae.